Drosophila sulfurigaster albostrigata is the source of this 4800-nucleotide messenger RNA. Its product is annotated as protein dispatched-like. Gene Ontology annotation, cellular component: membrane. The record is from RefSeq and is a predicted model, not a curated record. Lineage: Eukaryota; Metazoa; Arthropoda; Insecta; Diptera; Drosophilidae.
CACACCGUGACACAGGUGUUCAAUACAACAGAAAGCUCAUUUUAGAAGAUAAUAAAAAACAAAUAAUGAAUAAAAUUCAUAAUAUUCAAUUAACAUAUUAUUUUGGCUGCAAAAAACAUCGAUGUUUGCCAUAGAAAAUCGAUGUUUAACAAUUUUUUAUUCAUUUCGAAGUUUUGUUUCUCAGCGUGUGGUUUAUUUCGCGUGUGUUUAUUUAAACAAACAAUGUUAAUUCAUUUGACGACCUCCCAUCAAGAGAAUUUUGUAUACGAGAACCACAGAUGAGCUAAGAGAAGACAGAAAAAUAAAUUAGAAAAAACUCACAAAGGCAAGAGGUCCAGACAGCAGUAUCUAUAACAUAAACAACAACAAUAGCACUGCCCCCGGCCCCUCUGCGUGCUCAACAAAGGACACCCGCCAUCGUAUUACACACACACACACAUGCAUAUAAGAGCCAUCAAGGUUAUUAUGUGAAGAAAUGCUGUGACUCCAAUUUUGUUGGUGCACUGAACCAAAAAAAAAAAAAAAUAUGAAAUCAAAUUGAAUGCAUUGAAAUUGCGAAUCGAACGAAGACGAAGAACGAAGGACGACGAGUGUUGCAAUUGCCUCGGCAUGUUGUGCUUCGACUCGGAGAAGAUGAAUUGGUAUUAUCAUGUGUUGGCACGUCGACCGUAUCUGGUGGUUAUUUCCAUAGCCGUCUAUUGUGUGGCCUGCAUUAUUGUGGCACUGAUAUUGAACGACCUGCCCGACUUCAGUGACCCCACCUUGGGCUUCGAAUCGCGCGGCACUGCGAUAGGCAAACGUUUGACCUCUUGGCAUAAUCUGGAACAGGAAUGUGAUGGCAAUGGCGCCUUAUUCUCCAAUCCAUCGGAUCUGCUGCAGAAGAUGCAGCUCCAGCAUAGGCAGCAUCCUAACCACAAGCGGCACAAAAAACAGCAGCGGCGCAAAAAAAAUAAGAAACGCAAGGAGCACAACAACGGCAACAAGAAGAAUCAACACGAUGAUAUGGCCAACAAAAUGAUGGUGCUCAACAAGCGACUGAAGGCCACCAAGCGACCGACUUCAAGUGAGAACAAAUGGCUGGAUGGACAAAUACGUGACUACGAGAUCACCAACGACAGCAACAGUAGCAACAAUGGUGCAUCCACCAUUGAAUAUGGACACAACACAACGUUUGUCGAUGAGGAUGAGCAUCGUGAGCGUAUGCAGAGCAAGAGCAGCAGAUGGCGCAUGCUGAAGCAGGCAACGCUUCCCAACGAUUUGGGUUGGCCGGAGGCCAAAGCGGCGAAGGAAUCGAUUGAGGGCUUUUUCUGUGAUUCUUCGCCGCACAAACGUUAUGCUCAUUUUGUGGUGCAACGCAUUGGACCCAAUGCCACCGAUUCGUUGUUCGAUUUGAAUGGCAUGCUGGCCAUGUGUCAGUUACAGGAGCAAAUUAGUUCGGUGAAAAGCUAUCAGGCGUUCUGUGAAAGAGAAGGAUCAGAAGCAGAAGUGACAUCCAACUGUUGUCGGCCUUGGUCGUUGCCCAAUUAUGCCACUUUGUUGGCCAAUAAAAGUUCGUGUUUCGAUCUGAACACAGAGGACGUUGCCCUGCUGCAAACGCUGCUCAUCAAUUGCUUUGAGUAUUAUCACGAUCUGAAGAUUGACAUGAACUGCAAUACCUUAAAUCGUUGCUAUGCACCUGAGGAAUGUACGCGUCAUGCGGAUAUUGUGUUCAGUGUGCUGAACUUUCUCACUGACUACGGCUUCAUUAAACCCAAUGACACAAAUGUUUAUUUGAAGUACGCCAUGAUUUUUGUGCCAAUUGCACGAUCUAAUCGCAUCCUGACGCUAUUUCACGAAUGGGAACACGUUGAUCUGAGCAACGAACUCGUCGAAGUCAUAGGCAUGGAUUUGGGCUUGGAGAACGAACUUUUUAGCGAACUGCUGCUCACGGAUGUUUGGCUGGUCUCACUCGGAGGUCUUUUUGUGCUCGCCUGCGUCUGGUUGUACACUGGAUCAGCGUUUAUCACCGUGAUGUCGUGCCUAGCGAUUUGUUUUUCGCUGGGAUUGGCUUACUUUGUCUACACAUUGGUCUUUGAGUUCAGCUUCUUCCCAUAUAUGAAUCUGUUGGCCGUUGUGGUGAUCAUUGGCAUUGGUGCCGAUGAUGUCUUCUUGUUCCUAAAGAUCUGGCAAUGUGUGCUGGCCGAACGUUUUAGCAAGAGCAGCACAUUGAACACACAGUCAACGCUACCCACACCUUUGGAGCAUAAUGAGCACACGGAAACAUUGGAGAAUCUUAUGGCACUGACAAUGCGACAUGCGGCUGCCUCGAUGUUUGUUACCUCGGUGACAACAGCGGGUGCUUUCUUUGCUUCAUAUAGCAGCUCAAUCAUAGCCAUCAAAUGUUUUGGCAUUUUUGCUGGUACUGUUGUGGUGACGAACUAUUUGCUGAUGAUUACCUGGCUGCCGGCAUCGGUUUCAAUUAUGGAGCGUCUGUUUGCUAGUCGCAUGUCCUGCCAGCAGCAUCUGUUACAGAAGCUAAUCAACGCUUGCAAGAAGUCAAUUAAUCGAUUUUGUGAACUGUUCGAGGAGCGCAUCACACACAGCAUUAUGAACUAUGCAUUCUUAUGGCUAAUCAUCUUUGCAAUACUGGGCACAGGCAGUGCAAUAAUUGUGUUUUGGUAUCCGGGACUGCAGCUGCCGGAGAAACCACAUUUUCAGCUGUUUGUCUCACAUCAUCCCUUUGAGAUCUAUUCGAAGCUGCGUCAUCUGUUUUGGUUUGAAAAGACACUGCAAGCAGUGGAGAAUUUCAAUAUGAGCAUGCGUUUCGUUUGGGGCGUAGAGGCGAUGGACGAUGGCGACUAUACGAAUCCCAAUUCACAUGGCAACCUACACUAUGACAAUAAUUUUAAUAUAUCUAGCAAAGAGUCACAGAUUUGGCUGCGUAACUUUUGCCAAAACGUGCGACAGCAGCCGUUUUAUCAAGCGACUUUUGGCUUCUUGUUGCCCAACUGUUUUAUCGAGAAUUUUAUACGUUUUAUGGAGCGCAGAUGCAUUGAUGACAUGGACUCAACACACACGAACUCAACGCCCUGCUGCGCUGCCGAAUUCCCCUACGAACCACAUAUAUUUGAGCUGUGUUUACCUCAAUGCAUAUCCAAUCUAUGGGAGACAAGAUUUUAUCAGCAAAGCAAAGCGGGUCCCAGGUUUGCUGCUGCACCCAGUCGAACCGAUCUUGGCUAUUUGGAGAGCAGCAGCAACGAAAGUCUAAGCAUGGAGUCGACAUCAAUGCAACUGCUUGUUAAGGCGCUAAUCAUUGAGUUCGAUUCGAACAUAAGCUAUAGUACCAUCUAUAGCAAUAUGAAAGUGUUUUACGAGAGCGUCGAGAGCUGGUUUCAACAGCAGCUCAGCACUGCGCCGCAGGAAUUACGCGGCGGUUGGUUCAUCAGUGACUAUGAAUCUAUAAUGUUUUUUAGUGUUCAGGAUACGCUCUCCAAUGACACAAUAGUCGCCAUCAUUUUGGCCAUGGCCGCAUCACUUGUGGUGCUAUUGUGCUUCACACUCAAUCUGAUCAUCUCCAUAUAUGCUGUCAUUACCGUUUCCCUAACCAUAUUCAACACUGUGGCUGUGCUAAUUUUACUCGGUUGGCAAUUGAAUAUAUUGGAGAGCAUUGCCGUCUCAACGGCCAUCGGACUGGCUGUGGACUUUAGCCUACAUUAUGGCAUACACUAUCGCCUGGCGCCAUCCAAGGAGCGUGUGGCAGCCACACAAUUUGUGCUGUCCCGCAUCAUUGGACCGACGGUGAUGGCGGCAGCAACCACGGGCUUUGCCGGUGGCAUUAUGAUGGCAUCAAAUAUACUACCCUAUAUACAGAUUGGUGUCUUCCUCGUUGUGGUCAUGGUCACCAGUUGGCUGUAUGCCACAUUCUUUUUGAUGAGCAUGCUCAAAGUCGCUGGACCGCAGUACGGUUUCAUGCAGCUUGGUUGGCCGAAAUUGCGCAAACGUCGCACUGCAAAGGCCAACAAGUUCUACGAAAGAAAACCCAGCCAAAUUAUUGCUAGUGAACAGCUGCUAACGCCCACGAGUUCAGCUAUUGUUGAGAUGGCGAAUUCGGAGACACAUGAACUGGAAUCCCUCAAUUCGAAUAGCCAAAUCAAAACAAUAUCGGGCACAGAAAGUGGACACACUUUGCCUGCGCUGCCCGUCGACUUUGAGCACUCAUUCCAAACUGUGCACUAGGGUUAUAUAUAUAUACAUAUAUAGUAAGUAUAUCAAUUGGAGCCGUCUGUCUAUCUUGUUGCGAUGAUGCCAUCAUCAAUGGAGCUGCGACAAUUUGCAUUUUUUAUAUAUACAGGGCAAAGCUGUAAAGCGAUCCCCAGCAUACAUUUAUAUAUAUACAUAUAUAGUACUUAGCACAUAUACAUGGUGCACCAACUACUUUGUUAGCAUUAAGCCCAAAAAGCUCAAAGAGGCGACAAGGACAAGAAGUUUGCGCAUUUUAUACUUUGCUAAUAUUGAGAGAUUAGUUAGAGAUAUGUUAAGGCAUAAUAAUAGGAGGGAGGGAGGGGAGGUAUAACGAGAGAGAGACAGAUAAAUCGAUCAAAAUGUAUUAAGCUUGAGCAAAUUGAAUGACUCUUUUUAGUGUGCUAUUUCAAAAAGACUUCAAACAGUUGCAAUGCGCUUUUUUACUUAUGGUAGUUAUUGUAACGUUUUGACGCCCCGAGCCACAAAAUUUUUGGGCUCACAAAUUGUAAACUGAAGCAAUUAGCGGAGAGUACUGGGUACGUCCAAUAAAAACAAAAAAAAAACAUACAAACAAAAAAA